Haliotis rufescens (red abalone) is the source of this 2911-nucleotide messenger RNA. RefSeq names its product protein ABHD18-like. The record is from RefSeq and is a predicted model, not a curated record. Lineage: Eukaryota; Metazoa; Mollusca; Gastropoda; Lepetellida; Haliotidae. The transcript is spliced from 12 exons. Bases 294 to 1754 code for a protein of 486 amino acids.
UAAGUUGUAUACCUUGUAGAGUGUUAAUGUUACAAGAGUUGAUAUUUGUACUUCAAAUCUGUUUAAUAUUUCAUGUAUUCGAGAUUGUUAGGGGUCGUUGCAUUGACCCAGAACAGUCCACAUGAAGUGCCAACUGACGUGAAAAAACGAGACGUCUGCUCUUCUUUACAAAAUGGCGGUUGGUCAAGUUCGUUGUAACUUGUGACCUAUCACUUGCGGUUUAAUUCAUCACUUCUGGUGUCAGUCUGAGUAAUCGCCUUCACUGACAUCAAGAAGAGAAAACAGGAACAAUCAUGAGCAAGUUUGACUAUAUGUAUCGACGUCUCCUCCUCACCAAGUUCUUCACAAAAGGUUGGGGGAAACCGGAAAAUCUCAAAAGAUUGUUUGAGUUCAGAAAAAUCAUAUCAAAUCGGGAAACAUGCAAGCACCUUGUGCCAAACGACUACCCAGUUCAUAUUACUAAGGACGAGGUGCAGAACGACUGCCGCGUGAUGGAGGGCUACUUCCAGUCUCCCUUCACCAAGUUCCUGCCAGGGAUCAUGCCGGUGGAAUCGGAGAAAGCCAAUUUUCAGAUUAUUUUGCCAAAGAAUUGGAAACAUGGCAAGUUAAAACCUGUCUGUCUUCAUCUGGCUGGCACCGGAGACCAUUUCUUCUGGCGGAGGAGAACCUUGAUGGCGCGGCCGCUCCUGAAGGAAGCCGGCAUCGCAUCCAUACUGCUGGAAAACCCAUACUAUGGGGAGAGGAAACCAAAGUACCAGUUACGAUCGAGCCUCCAUAACGUGAGUGACUUGUUUGUGAUGGGAGCUGCCCUGAUACUGGAGUCCCAGGUGCUCUUGCACUGGUGUGAAAAUCAGGGCUGGGGGCCCCUCGGGAUCACCGGCAUCUCCAUGGGGGGACAUAUGGCCUCCCUGGCAGCCUCCAACUGGUGCAAGCCGCUGACGCUGGUACCAUGCCUUUCCUGGAGUACUGCUUCCGUGGUCUUCACACAGGGCGUCAUGAGCGCAGCUAUUCCCUGGCAGGUGCUGGAGUCUCAGUAUUUCGAGGACCAUGUGUACGAACAGGAGAUCAAGAAGCUGAUCCACUCACCGGAGGAGGCGCUGCGUGGAGCUUAUGGUAUGGGGAAGAAGUUUGUGUCUGCCUUCUCAUCCCGGCACCCUGACCCAGACGUCAACAUGGACAAGAAACCCGGCAACAUACGGUCCCCUAGUCCCGGAACUCCCAGUCCCGGAACUCCCAGUCCCGGAACUCCCAGUCCCGGAACUCCCAGUGUUGACAUUGGAGCAAGGGGCUUUAGCUCAGCGGUCAGUCUACCACCUGACAGCGCCACGGUCAAGACCAAUCAAGCUGCUGGACAGAAAGUUGCUAACUGGAGAACAGAGCCUUUGACAUUACAACAUGCUAGUGCCAAAUCAAAACUAUUUCGUGUGCCUUUUAAUGGCAAGUCGGAGGCGGUUAGCUACCCUAAGACCUUGAAGAAGGAGGCCCUACAGUUUAUGGUAGGAGUGAUGGAUGAGUGCACGCAUCUAGGGAACUUCUCUGUACCCAUUGACCCCGAACUUAUCAUCAUCGUCGCAGCCAUGCAAGAUGCAUAUAUCCCCCGAGACGAUGUUCUGAGACUGGACCAGCUAUGGCCCGGCUCGGAGGUGCGGUAUCUGGACAGAGGUCAUGUCACUGCCUUCCUCCUCAAUCAGUUUGUCUUCAGGAAAGCAAUAAUUGAUGGAUUUAACCGCCAGAUAGCCAAAUACUACAGUUAACGACGUGUGUGUCUAGCUGACAGUCACCGGACACAUGUGUGAGAGUGUAUGUGUGUUGAUUGUCUACCUCGCAGGAUAGUUCCGACAGCUGGGUUUUACUGAACAUUUUAUGACUUUAUUGGUCACAGUCACAUAGUAAUCAGGAAAACAUAUACAUUGUACAUAGAAGCGGGACAUUUCAUGUCCCUGACAUCGUCAGACCUGUGAAUUAGGGGUCAAUCUAAAUAUAAUCAGAUCCCUACUCUGAUAUAGUACCUCUUCCUGCCUAAAGGUUUGACAAACUUUCAUAAGAGUUUGCAUCAAGUGAAAUUUCUCAUCUGCCAAUCAGCAUCCAGAUUGCUAAAUUUUCCAAGUGAGCAAGACAUUUGGUGCAGCAUAUCAUUUUUCUGUAUGUUGUAAAUAAACAUACAAAUAUGAGUUCCAAAUGGAAAGUAAUGAAUGUUUUAGAGGCCGUACAGUACAGUAUGUGUUGUGGGUAUUUUAUACACAUGGUCAAAUCAAGGGAAUUAGACUGUCUCACAGUCUCUGAACCAUAUUAUUUCCCUUCCACGGAGCGGUUUCUGUCGUUCAAAAGUCCUAAAUGAAGCAAGGCUAGAUUUUCCUCAAGUUCUGAAACUUCCAUUUCAUUGGGCUCCUUUUCAAUGUAAAUUGAGUUAUCUGUCCCUUUUAAAGUCCUAUAUUUCCAGAGACGAAGCGGUAGUCUAAGAGGGAAUAUGUGUGUUCUGUAUUGAUUUUCUUUUGAUAGAUCCAAAAAAUGUAUCAAGGUGGUAAGGAAAUUUAGCUGAAUGGUUUUAGAAAGCUGACAUUCAAUUAGCUGAAAAACAACACAUCCUUCAUAUUGACAGGCAGUAUCGGUAGGUUCAUCUGUACAGAAGUAGAAACUAACAUUUUUUGUCCACUUGUUCUUAUAAUAAUAAAAUUAUGGUCCUUAACUAUUGGGCAGUUUGGCAAGGACUACUGGACUAGUGCCAGUUUCUAACACUGACUGCAGUGAGGGUAUGUCAGCUCUGCACACAGAGGUAUCAUAGCAGAGUAGAAGGUCUGAUAGUUUAUGUACCAGUGUAUCAGUGGUCAAAAUGUGUACUAAACUUGUUCUAAAACAUCUUGAAACACAAAAUGGCAGUAUCAAGUAUGUUUUCUGAUAGUCUAGGGCAAGG